Coregonus clupeaformis (lake whitefish) is the source of this 795-nucleotide messenger RNA. Its product is annotated as ribonuclease inhibitor-like. Gene Ontology annotation, molecular function: protein binding. The record is from RefSeq and is a predicted model, not a curated record. The transcript is spliced from 4 exons. The coding region runs from base 416 to 718 and encodes 100 amino acids. Lineage: Eukaryota; Metazoa; Chordata; Actinopteri; Salmoniformes; Salmonidae.
GAGAGAUCACAGUCAGAGACCGAGACAGAGAGUCAGUCUACCCAGAAUCAUCAAACGGACCUGUCCUCCAUAUUAAUAUUUUUACAAAAUUAUUAACUGAUAACUGUAUAACUGUUUACAUUCUAUGUUAGUUGCUCGAAGACGAUAUCAUAACUUUUAUGAAGAGUCAGUUGAAGAGGUUUAAGAGGACUCUGAGCUCAGAUCUCCCAGAGUGCUUUGAGAGCCAGGGGGAGGACAAGGAAGUAGUGGAUAGUGAAGUUGCAAAGCAGGAGAGCAAUGCCAGAGAGGGAACGCUGAAGAUCACAUUGCAUAUGCUGAGAAACAUGAACCAAACAGAGCUCACUGACACACUGGAGAAAAGCUGUCAUGCUGUGGAGUCUGAGAGGAAGGCUGUGCUUCUCUGGCCUCUGCUUUGAUGUUAAACCCCUCAGCCCUGAGAGAGCUGGACCUGAGCCACAAUGACCUAGAAGACUCAGGAGUGAAGCUGCUCUCUGAUGGACUGGGGAGUCCACACAGUAAACUGGAUACACUGAGGCUGCGAUGGUGUGGAGUCAGAGACGAAGGCUGUGCUUCUCUGGCCUCUGCUCUGAUGUUAAAGCCCUCACAUCUGAGAGAGCUGGACCUGAGUAACAACCCCCUAGAAGACUCAGGACUGAAGUUGCUCUCUGAUGGAUUGGGGAGUCCACACUGUAAAUUGGAGAGACUGAGAUGCCCGUGAGCUCACACUGAACCCAAACACAGCACACAGAGAGCUCUCUCUGUCUGAGGGGAACAGAAGGGUGACACGGGUGUGGU